This is a messenger RNA of Diaporthe citri, 1155 nucleotides long. RefSeq lists its product as uncharacterized. The coding region runs from base 1 to 1155 and encodes 384 amino acids. The record is from RefSeq and is a predicted model, not a curated record. Lineage: Eukaryota; Fungi; Ascomycota; Sordariomycetes; Diaporthales; Diaporthaceae. The transcript is spliced from 2 exons.
AUGGAGAACAUUUUCAGCGCAAGAUUCGACAAGUACGAGCCGCGGCGGGACAACCUCCCCAGAGUACUGCUCAGGGGGUGGCACCCAGGCACCGCGGCCGCUGCCCUGGGCUUAAACACUGGAAGGGGCAUCUAUCCUUUUGCGUGGCAAUGCCUCCUACCGGCGUCGAACACCCGGGUCAGCAGGGAGCCCCCAAGUCUCCCCUCGCGCCUCACCGAGCUCUCGAGGCCGGCGGUAACGGCUCUGGCCCAGAGCCACAUCGGCAGUCAACAAGAGGUAGCCACUCCAUUCACAUCGUGGACGGCGGACUUGUCUACGGCCGUAUUCUUCGCACUGGGCAGCUUUGGCCACGUCCAGUGGGAGAUGAAUGAUGCGCCGGGAUACAUUGCUGUCGUCGACUCAUCGCGCCCGCGCCCAGUUAUUCACGUGCCCGAUUUAGGCUGGCAGUCUCUGCCGCAGGAGUACCUCAUCUACGGUCCCGUCACGGAGGGCAUCCGAGUCGUGUCCAUCGCCGCCAUUAGGAACAUAAUUAACUGCCAGCACUGGCCCUUUUGCCACAGCGUCAGGCGAGAACCUCACGCGGUUACAGAAGAAGAAAUCCGGGACUCGGUGAGGGUGGGCCUUCUCUUCUUAGGCCCCACGGACAAGCACGUCGAUGUCGUGCUAGUAAUCGCAGCAUCGCUUCUAUCUUGGGCCCAGGUCCGGGUCUUAAGCCCCAGGCCCCUCGGCCCUGCGGAAUUGGCACGUGCCGAAAGGCAGCAGACCAGGCCGUGGCCCCAACCCGACCUUGACACCAUCCUGGGUUCUCGCCUUCUGGUCCACAAGGGCGCUGUUCCUCCUCUCAGCGGCGCUCUUCUCGGGAAUGCCCUCACGAGUACGUCAGCUUGGGAACCCGCGAGGGACACGGCCGAAACGAGCCCACCAGUGCUUACGCGUGCACAGUGGGUUGCGGCGUUCAAAGCGGCGGCCAACUGGCACUCGCCCGUUCCGCAUGAUUGCGGACCCAUUCGGUGCGAGUUCUGCGGAAAGGUCGGUGCUACGGCGACGGACUGGCUGAAAUUAGAAUCGAUCUAUUUUUGCUCCCAGCAGUGUUACGAUUCGCAGGCCAAGAAAGAGAGGGCUGAAGGGAACCAGAAUUCGGUUAAGGAACUGUAA